AUAGCUGGAGAGAUGGAUGGCCAUUUCAAAUUAUAAUACGUUUAAUUUUUGGAAUAAACAUGUCAAAAUGAUUUUGGAAGUUCUUGAGUAAAAGACCCACAAACUCUGCUGUUAAAGGGUUAUUUUGUUGCCAGUGGUGCUAAAGAGGCUUGAAUUUGCUGUUUUGCAAAAUUUAUGGGAUGUCAAGGAGGUGGUCUGUGAACAUCAUUAAGUUUUGUUUUUCACUGAAAACACUAGUGAAAAGAGAAACAAGUUACUCAGAAUGGGAUGUACUUGUCAUUCUUAUUCAUGCUUUAUUCUUGGAGGUGAUAUAUAAAGCUUUAUUUUUAUGCUAGAGGAAAUCAAUUAAUGUAGCACAUAGUUGAGUGAUCACUUUAUCACGUAUUGUGUUAGUUUGAAUUCUCCUUUUAUUAGGGUCAUCUUUACUUUUUCUUCCAUUCUGUUGUCUCCCAAAGCUGUAACAGAUUCCUCUCUAUAGGUUAGGUAGAUCAAAUGCUGAGACAUGCAUCUAUGUCGGCAGUUGCAGGCCUGUUUAGCAAUCUCCGUAGCCAUGGUCAAGUUUCUAGUGUGUUUUGGUUACUACAUUCAGAUCUUCAUGAAGUAGUUGUUACUGCAUCUUUGGAAUAUAUGUCCUCUAUGGUGGCUAGUGUAGAACCAUUGCAUCAAUUAGAGAAUGGACAGAGAGGUGAUUCAGAAAAUGCCUCUUUAACUGAGGAGAACUUAAACAAUGGAAAGUUUCAUGUCCAAUUUAAGCAGAGGAAUGGACGUGUUCGGGUGAUGUUGGAAGAAUUUCACAUUGAGCAGUCAGGCAUCAGCUUUAAGUCUUCUUCAUCUGAAGGAGUAAUUAAUCAAGGUCUUUUACCGAAGGUUCAGUUCAGCCUGCAGUUGUUGGAGGAGGAGCGAAUUGAUAAGUCUAAUGUUGUGCUUCCUUUUGAGCAUCAAGGUAAUGGUACACCCAUUCAAAUUUAUGAUGGCCAAAAAUCUUUGGCGGAAGGCAAACAUGAGACAGCAUUUGUUUCUGCCAGAAAAUCAGAAACAAAUGAAGACUAUGAUGGAAGGGGUGAGAUAAUUUAUUUUCGUGACUCCGAUGAUGAGAUGCCAGAUUCUGAUGAGGAUCCUGAUGAUGAUUUGGAUAUUUGACUGUAUUGGCUCAAUUAGCAACCAUGAAUUCGUGCCCGCUGUUGGAAAUUAGACAAUUGGAACUAGGCAAAAGUUGGGUUGCCUUUAUCUCCAGUAAACUUAACCUCAGCUAGUUGGAAACAGUGACAUUGAAAGAAUGGCCAGAAUUCUCAUCAGGCCGACGAAAGUCAGAUUGGUAUUGGGGCAGGAUUGGAGUUUGGAGAAUUAUGAGGUGAUAUCAUUAUCAAGUCUAUCCGGGGCUAUUUUGAUGGUGAAGUAGAGGUGCAUCUGUCUCAUACUGUUGUUAGUUUUGGAAAUAUCUUUUUUAGUUAUUUCAGGGCUGAGAUAGAAGAUAAUCUUGUAUCGCAUGAAGGCAUCUUUACAUUAUUCUAGUUCAGAAAAACAAAAUCUGUGUUGUUCUUUGGUUGGGAAGAAUAUUUUGUGUAUAUAUAUAACGUAUUAUGA
This is a messenger RNA of Rubroshorea leprosula, 1584 nucleotides long. The record is from the annotation of a GenBank genome assembly. Lineage: Eukaryota; Viridiplantae; Streptophyta; Magnoliopsida; Malvales; Dipterocarpaceae.